Punctularia strigosozonata HHB-11173 SS5 is the source of this 1652-nucleotide messenger RNA. RefSeq lists its product as uncharacterized. NCBI's taxonomy places the organism in Eukaryota, Fungi, Basidiomycota, Agaricomycetes, Corticiales, Punctulariaceae. Bases 81 to 1574 code for a protein of 497 amino acids. The transcript has 3 exons. The record is from RefSeq and is a predicted model, not a curated record.
CGAAUACUGGCCUUUUACACCCUCCAGCAAUCACUCCGUCAAUUAACUCGAUUAUCUGCGUUAUACUGAGUACCUAGUCAAUGUUCGGAGAGGAAGUGUCGGAGAGCCCGCGCGCUCCCUCGCCUUGGAACAACCUGGUGGCCACCCCUCCCGCCUCUUCGCCGCACCUGAAAGCAAUAACUGGCGGGGAACUCACGCGGAUACCCAAACUGAUUCCGGAGGUCGAAGAAGGGAAUGUGGAAUAUAAGUUAAAGCUCUUGAAUCCGACAGCUGCGCGCUUUGCGCGACUCGUCACGCAGCUUAAGUGGAGGCUCCUUGAAGGCGGCGGCCAAGCAUAUUACGAACUCGGGGUUGCGGACUCGGGAAUGCUCGUGGGUCUCUCCCGCGCCGAUCUAGAGGCGUCAUUAGAGACGCUUGAAAUGAUGGCGGGCGAGAUUGGUGCGAGCGUCAUCGUCGUAAAAGAGGUUGAGGUGCCGCGUGCCAUGGUCGAGAUCGCGGAGAAGCUGGCUUUGCGCGAGCGCGACGACUCGGGUACCAGCGUGGAGGACGAUGGCUGGACUAUGAUGCGCAUGGGUAGCUGGGAGAGCCGCGCCAAGAAGAAGUCCGGCGGUUCGCCACUGCUCGAGGCCGCUUCAUCGUGGACGCCGGGAUCAGAACCCGAGUCGGAGGAGGAUGUUGUCUAUGGUUCAGCCAGCCUUGCGACUAUCAAACCGGGAGAUUUCGAUACGCUGCCUACACUACGACUCGAGCCUCCCCCGGAGAAUGGUGAUGCGAAUCCCCUAUUCUCGAUGGAUCCAGAAUUGGAGGCGACCUCGUCGGAGGUAGACCUUAGCUCCUCUGAUGUCGACUCGGACGCGCCUUCGUCUCGGCAGUUCGACAUCGACCUUGCCAUAGCAUCGGUGUUCAAGCCUCGGCCGAUCCGUCGCCGUGUUCAGGGCACGGACGUUCAACAGGGUUCGAGGCGAGGCAAGGACAAGGACAGGCCAGCGAAAGUCAAACGUAGGGGCGCGCCGCCUUCGUUAGUGGACUCCUCGACAUCCUCCGACCCUAAAGCUCCGCCCACGAAAGCCGAGGCUAAGGCGCUGAAACGUCGAGCCGCGCGGGACAAGCGUAGAGACGAACGGCGCAAGGCGCUGCUUGGUCAGAACGGUGACGUUGUCGAUACGCAGGACGCAGUCGGUCCUGCGGCCAUUGCGGACACGACGUCAUCCGCCAAUGCUGCAGACGAUCAUGCUAUACUCGUUCCAGAACCGAUGGUAGAUCCUGUUGCGUCGGAGGCACCCUCCCUUGCGGCCCGACUUGACGGUCUGCACGUCUCACAUGAGGAUGCGCCGAUUUUGCCGACCAGUGAUCGCUCACCGAGCUCGAUCGACGAUGGCAACAAGGAAGACAAGGAAAGCGACCGUAACAGCGGUGGCAGUGGUUGCGAAGCUCCCGCCGGCAGCAACGUCAGGGCUUUGAGACACCCCGUUGCAGCAGCAUAUGAGCCGCGAUUGAUCGUGGAGGCGCUCGUAGUGCGUAAAAUGUCUCUGGAGGAGGGGUUCCUGGAUUUUGAAGGCUUCGAGGUCGUAUGAUACUUGUUUGUAACUACGGCCCUCCUGUCGCAGUUGGGCGUUUAUACUCACCGUUGCACGCGCUGAGUGCAUGACCGC